Molecule: messenger RNA, 1191 nt
Organism: Sinocyclocheilus grahami
Lineage: Eukaryota; Metazoa; Chordata; Actinopteri; Cypriniformes; Cyprinidae
Exons: 5
Coding region: 1-1191 (396 amino acids)
Molecular function (GO): zinc ion binding
Source: RefSeq, a predicted model, not a curated record
AUGCACAUUCCCCUCUUGCCCAGCCAAAUACUCUUUCACUUUGCCACGUUUGCUUUCGCAAGACUCCAAAAUGCCAGCAACAUGACUGAAUCAAGAAUUGUGUUCCGUGCAUUAUGUGCCCUGCUCCCAACCCCACAAAACACAAAGCUUGUCAAAGAAAGUCUGUGUGUUUUGGAGAGUGUAAUCUCAAGAUCCAAAGAGGAUACACUGGAAGAAACUACCCAAUCUAAAGACUGGGAAAUGUGUGAAAGUGAAGACAGAAGACAUGCAACGACCAUCACUGGCAGAUCACCAUUCUCUGCUUAUUUUCAGCAGGUCAUGCAAGAGGUGAAGGAACAAGUGGCAGGGGAUGAGACAUGGUUGGUAAAAGAGGACAACCCAUACUUUUGUCCAGGCAUCAUCACUGUCCUCUUUGAUACCUACCUUGCCAUUUUUCCUCUUUGGAGUGGCUUGCUGUUGGGAGACCUGAGUAGGCAUGAAUCUCAUGAACAGGACUUGGUGACAGCAAAGAAACAGCCAAAAACAAGAGAUACCAAUUGUCACAUAGAAAAGUGGUUUGGAAUUGCCAAACAUUCCAUAAUGCAGAAAGAAAAAAAAGUCAAACCAGGAACCUUCAUAAGAAAAAUGCAUCAGUCUCUGCAAGCAAGAUAUACGGAGAAUAUCAUUCAGCAUAACCUUCCCCAAAAGCUGUUGCUCCAACCUGAGCCACCUGUGAACCUUGAUCAGUCUCAGGAAACUUGGAUGAAGAAGAAGGAAGAACGUUUCCCAUCCACCAAAUCUAAAUUCUAUUCUGUUCCACAAAAAAUACCUAAAGACUGGGUGAAGAAGAAGUGGAGACCUGGCAAAAUCAAACAUUCAUUUCAGGAGGACAGUUUCAGCUGUGGUGUCUUUGUGAUGCUGAUGGCCAAACAGGUGGUGGAAGAGUUCCCCAAAAUUCCUGACAGAAUUAAUAUCACACCCAGCAAGGAGAUGAUGUGCCACUACAGGAAAAAUCUGGCCAAAGACAUUUUGCUGGCAUCAGUGUCAAGAGAGGAGUACUGCUCUGUGUGUGGAAAAUUAGAAAAAGGCCAAACAGAGGAGCAAAUCAUCUGGAUUCAGUGUGAAUCAUGCAAGAGGUGGUUUCAUGUUCCCUGUCUCAACAUUAAUGUGCCACCAGAAGAACAAGCAUGGACUUGUGAUUUGUGUGUGUGA